This is a messenger RNA of Diaporthe batatas, 960 nucleotides long. RefSeq lists its product as uncharacterized. Gene Ontology annotation, cellular component: mitochondrion. NCBI's taxonomy places the organism in Eukaryota, Fungi, Ascomycota, Sordariomycetes, Diaporthales, Diaporthaceae. Gene Ontology annotation, molecular function: NADP binding; 3-hydroxyisobutyrate dehydrogenase activity; NAD binding. Bases 1 to 960 code for a protein of 319 amino acids. Gene Ontology annotation, biological process: L-valine catabolic process. The record is from RefSeq and is a predicted model, not a curated record. The transcript has 2 exons.
AUGUCUGGAGAACCGCUGAAGGUUGGUUUCAUCGGCCUGGGGACCAUGGGUUUUGCGAUGGCAGAAAACCUUGUGAACAAGCUUCCCGGAGGUUCAAAGCUCUUCGUAUAUGAUAUCUCAACAGAUGCGGUGAACAAAUUUGUGGCUCAGCACCCGGACUCGGCUGUGGCUGCAGGGUCUGCUAAGGAGGUGACCCAGAAGUCCACAACAGUCUUCACUAUGGUACCAGAAGGCUCUCAUGUCAGGUCUGCAUUUCUCGAUGAGUCGACUGGAAUACUCGCAGCAGACGCGGCCCCGAGGACUCUGAUGGACUGUUCUACCAUUGACCGCGAAACAACUCUAGCUGUGUUGGAAGAAGUAAAGAAGCGGCAUCCGCAAGCGACUUUCUUCGAUGCUCCGGUAUCAGGUGGGCAAAUCGGCGCAGAGAGGGCAACCCUGACUUUCAUGGUGGGCUGUGCUGAAGAUGACCCGAAAUGGUCAUUCGUGGAAGGCAUACUGAGCCACAUGGGCACGAACAUCAUCGCCUGCGGGGCACCGUCACUCGGAGUCACCGCAAAGCUGACCAACAAUUACUGCUCCGCCCUUAUCUCACUCGCCACGGCGGAGGCCAUGAACAUGGGGAUGCGAGCCGGUAUGGACCCACGCCUGAUACAGAAGAUCUUCUCCAAGAGCACCGCCCAGAGCACCAUGUGCGACCGAUUCAACCCUGUCCCGGGAGUCUGCCCUGAUGCACCCUCGAGCCACGGGUACGAGGGGGGCUUCAAGAUCCAGUUGAUGAGGAAAGAUUUUGGUCUGGCAUGUCAGGUUGCGGAGAAUGUGGGCGCGAAGCUGUUGUUGGCUGAGGCAGGGCUGAAAGCAUACACCGAGGCAAGUGCGGACCCGCGCUGCCGAGACUUGGAUUCGAGGGUAGUGUAUAGAUUUCUGGGCGGCAACGAAGAGUGGGAGAAGAAAGAGAACUAG